AAUUUUAAGGCACAAUCUUUCAAAUUUGUAUUUCCACCAUUUAUUCAUGACACUGAACUUGCCUACAUAAGUUCCAAGACAAAUGGAAUAACUAGAAACAUCGGAGCUCCAUCAUCUGCUACAAUGACUCCAGUGGUCGGGUUUUGCUUCCAGGACUCACACCAAGAUCCAUUCAGCUCUACAACAGCAUCAGAAGGAUGCCAGAGGAUGAAAAGGGUGACACCAGCUUUAGAUAUUUCUGCAGGGAACUCAAGUGGAGAAAUCAUCCCUGCUUUAAAAACAGUGUGUUACAAUAUGAGCACCUUAGGUUUCCGACUUUGUAUUUUGUAUGUAAGCAUCUCAGCCGCAUACAUCAAGCCUGUUCCCCUCUAUCAUGUCAUCGGGGAGCAUUUUAUCAUAGUGACUGCUCGACCAGAACCAGGAAUUCAGAAAGUACAAGUGGCCGUUCAGACAGGUUGUGAGGCUCCAGCAAAGAUGGUGCAGCUAGUACAUUUUGAAGCGGAGAAGUCAUCAUCAGAGGAAAGAGGCACAUUUGAAGAACUGGAAGAAAUGGACAAGCCCACAUUCCUUGGAGACACAUUACCCCGAACAAUGACAGCAAUCGCUCAAGCGAUUCAGACUGACAACAAGGAGCGAGGUUUUCAAGUAACAGGCUACAUUAAUUCUAACAGAAGCAAAGGCAACAUGCGGCUAGUGGUGGUUCCGCUGACCAAUGAAAAGUGGGAAGUCUGUGCUGAUGCCACUGUAUUACCCCUAAAAACCAAGGCCAGGCUGAGAUGGGGCAUGGAUUGUAACAAUUACAAAACAGAAGCUCAGGCGGCUGUGGGCCAGCCCAGUGUGAAGUCAGGGAAACUGCCUGGAGAACAUUUGAUGGCACGGAGUUCAAGUGUUCCCAUCCUCACGGCCAUGAACUUGUUGUGGCCAAAGACUGCCGUGUAGCCCCCAAAUUUGUGCUUCUCACAAAGAAAGAAUCUACCAGUUCCACAAGAGAGGUUUCCCUAUUUUUGGGGAAAAGGAGAAUAGCAAUCUAUCCUUUGUCAUCAUCAAAUCUCUGUGUAACUUUGGAUGGCACCCUGUUAUCAACAAAUGAAGCUGUAUAUGAGGAGAAAGAAGACUACAUAAAUAUUUACCAACAAAAUGGAAGCAUUACUAUACUAGCACCUGAAUUUGGAUUAGAAGAAUUAGUUUAUGAUGGCAAAAUACUUAAGAUUACCAUCUCUUCUUGGAUGAGAGGGAAGACCUGUGGAAUUUGUGGAAAAGCAAAUUGGGAGGCUGAAGAUGAAUUGGAAAUGCCCAAUCAGAAGCAGGCCCAUGACUGCAUGGCUUUUUUUCAUGCAUGGUUGUUGAUCAAAGAAAACUGUGACAAAGAUGCAAAAUGCAAAGGAAGUAUGAGUCCUUGGACCUUGUGGUGAAAGGAGAGGAAUCCACAUGUUUCUCUACUGAGCCAGUUUUGAAAUGUAGAAAAGGCUGCAGGUCAACUGAGACCACCAGACUUCAUGUUGGUUUCCAUUGCUUCCCCAGAGAUUUGUCAAUGAGUCUGGCCCAAUGGGAAGACACAAGGGACAAGCAAACCCUUGCAGAAGACGAAGUGGAAGCCGUAGAUGCUGACCUCAAUUGCACAUGUAUGAAUGACCGUCCUCUAGUGUGAGGCCAUGCCAACAUCCCCAAAAUACACCCUGACUUAUGAAGGGAAUAGGGGACAUUGAAAAAAAUAAUUUUUAAAAUAUGCUUGAAAAGCCAUA
This is a messenger RNA of Phascolarctos cinereus (koala), 1742 nucleotides long. NCBI's taxonomy places the organism in Eukaryota, Metazoa, Chordata, Mammalia, Diprotodontia, Phascolarctidae. The record is from RefSeq and is a predicted model, not a curated record.